Molecule: messenger RNA, 825 nt
Organism: Panicum hallii
Lineage: Eukaryota; Viridiplantae; Streptophyta; Magnoliopsida; Poales; Poaceae
Product: predicted GPI-anchored protein 58
Exons: 2
Coding region: 125-550 (141 amino acids)
Source: RefSeq, a predicted model, not a curated record
UCUUGCCCACUGCGUCACACUCCUUGGAACAUUUUCUCCUUAUGUCUGCUGGGUUCUACUUGUCAUCCCUAACCUCCCGUUUCCAUCUUCGUGUUCGCAGGAGGCCACCCUGCUGGUCAUCACCAUGCGCAGCAGCUCCGCAGCCAAGCAGCAGGUCCGUCCGAGGAGGUGCAGGGGCCAGGGGAUGGACGACCUCUUCUGCAACGGCCAGAUCCACCCCAUCCGCCUCGCCGCCGCGCUGCUCCAGCCGCAGCAGCCCCACAGGGACGCCGUGGCGCCCGGUCCCGGCGCGGUGGCGGCGGAGGAGGCGGCGGCGGCGGCAUCGACACCGUGGCCGCUCCGUGCGCCGGAAGGCGCGGUCCAUGUCCCCGUACGCACGCACUGGAGGAGUUCGCCAGCUCCAGCGCCUCAGGCGUCGGCGCCGGAGAACGAGCCCGCUGCCGACGAGGUGCAGGCGGCCGCGGUGACCCCCGCCACUUCGCGCUCGUCCUCGUCCUCAUCCACCGCGUCCUCCGCGUUGUCGCCGUCGUCCUCGUCCUCCAUGUCGUGACUCGCGACCGGGCCGCGGCGGCAUUGCCCUGCUCUUGGAGCUCCGCCCUGCUCAGUCCAGCGGGGUUGGGACGGAGGGAGGUUAGGGAUGAUGGGUGGACCCCAGCUGUCAUAAGAAAUGGAGGUAGCAGGGAGUAGACUGGUUGGGUCAAAAGGGUCCUUUCAUAUCAUCUGGACACACUGAUUGUCCGACGUGUCAUGCCACGUAUGCAAAAUUGGCAUAAAAUGUAAGCAAUACUCUCUCUCCUACGGUAAAAAUGUAGGGCAAUUUAAAAA